AGGUCUGUCAAGGUGUGUAGACAUAUCGUGUAUAUAACUAAGAUUAUAUUCUGUCUGUUGUAUUGAGUCGAUGAACGCGCCCCCGUGUGUAUGUUCUUCAGGUGACUACUAUAUAAACCUCCAGGGUUGACAUUCUUCACAACUAAUAUCUGCAUCCUCCUGAUCACAUCCGACAUCCCGUCACUGACGCCAUAACAAAGAAUGUCUACACAGCGACGAGUGUUGGUGCUGGGGGCCGGUAGAGUGUCGGGGCCGGUGUACGAGGACUUGGCCGGGGAGAAGGACGUGCACGUCACUGCAGCAAGCAGGGGUAUAUUGAAUUUGGAGCAAGUUCAUCAGUUUUGUCCGGGAGCAAGGCUGGAAUGCGUGGACAUCGUACAGGACAAGAAUGCCAGAGACAGGCUCAUCGCCGAACACGACAUCGUUGUCAGUUUGGUGCACGUGUCCUUGGUACCAGACAUUGUCCGGGCCUGUGUGUCGCUCAAGAAGCACCUUGUGGCCCCCUGUUAUGUUGACCCGGAAGUACAGAAGCUACACAAGGAAGCGUCGGAUGCCGGUCUGACGGUCCUGUGUGAGUUGGGCAUCAACCCUGGCAUGGAUCAUAUGGGCGCCACGAGAACUUUCGAUGACAUCAAGCGAAGAGGAGGAACGGUGACUUCCUAUGAACUGUUGGGCGGAGCUCUUCCGGCUCCGGAAUGCGCAAACAAUCCUCUCAAGUACAAAUUCAGCUGGUGCCCCAGAAACGCCCUAUGGAAGUACACAAAGGCAAGCGCCUAUCUGAAAAACGGAAAGAUGACGGAGCUCCCAGCAGGGACUGCCGUUAUGGAAUCUGCGCAGGACAUCGACAUUGGCCAGGGCUUCAAACUGGAGAGCUUUCCCUACGGAUUCAACCCCAGGCUUCUCCCCCUCUACGGAAUAGAGACAGUCCACACAUUCUUCAAGGGAUCUAUGAGAUACAGGGGGUUCUGUGCCAGUAUACUGAGCUUGAUGAAACUUGGCCUUUACCGUACCUCCACCCACGAUCUACUGCGCACAGGCGCAAGAGGAGUCACGUGGAGAAACUAUAUUUGCCACGAGCUGGGAUUGAACUAUAAUGUCAAAGAUGAAAUCCUGAAGUUGAAGGUCAAGGACAAACUAGGAGGAAGAGACCAGUUAGACAUCGUCCAAAAACUUGGUUUUCUUGGAGCUGAAGAUAUUGAACCGAAAGGGACCCCAUUUGACACCUUCGUUUGCUACAUGGAAAAACGGCGCGACUUCAUGAUGGGGCCGGAUGAACGCGACGUGGGCCUGUUGGUUAUGACGGUUACCGGAAGUUUCCCCGACGGCUCAAGCGAGACCCGGAAGUUGGGUCUGACAGUGUACGGGGAUGCCGGAAAGCACACUGGCAUGGCCAAAAUCGUCGGCCAUUGUUUAUCCAGUGCGGUCAGGUUGAUACUGAAUGGGGAGAUAACUGAGCGAGGAAUCGUGAUGCCGAUUACCCCCAGCGUCUACAAACCUCUACUGGCGGAGAUGGAGAAAAAGGGGAUUGCCUUUGUUGAGAGAAAAUGAUUUAAAGUUAUUUCAGUAAACCCAUUCAGUAGACACUCUUGGGCAUAAAAAAACUUAUCAUCGUGUUUUAAUGUCAGAAAAGGGAAAACAAACACGUAUAUCGUUCUUGUUGUCGAAACUUGUAAAACUGAAAUUGUUCCUGUUAAUGUUGUUUCCGGGUGACUAACCACGAGUGUGUCCGUCUCCUGCGGCCGUCCACGUAUAAAUAGCAAUGCAACUGGCUUGAUAACUUGAUUACAUUUUCCUUGAAAGUUCAGUAUACCAUUUAUGGUCACUAGGGUCAUUGCAAAUGCCUCCCCAUAACAUCACACCAACUCCUCCAUAUGGGAGGACCUCUUGGAUGCAUCCCGGCGCGAGAGGUUGCCCUCUUCGUCUGUACACGCAUCUUCCCGAGAUCUUGCCUCGGGAAGAUGCUGUACGCGCGGACUGUUCCAUCAACCCAAAGACGUAUAUACGUCUUUGAUCAACCCGAUGCAGAGUGACGAGACGUUCGUCCAUGAAGAGUACCGUCUGCCAGUCACGUCGCUGGUAACGUCGUACAGUUCUUGCGCAUUGCAUUUUGAGACAUCGACAUCGACAUGGGGUCAGUAUCAUAAUACUAUUCCACGUACCAACAAUCGUACGGAUAACGUAACGUCUGUAACGUUAGAAAAGUGUUGAUAUCGUUCGUCUGGAGCGGCAAAGGGUUCUUGCGAUAUGUGCACCCGUGUCGCCCGCAUUUGUACUAUAUCACAUUCAGUCAUUGUGAUUUUAAUGGAAAAACGAUAUUUCAGUGAGAAGUCUUUUUUGCCCGUCGGUUUAGAUGAAAAUAUAAGACUAACCCGACACACUUAGUGUAGAUAAAGGGGCGGUGGGGUAGCCUAGUGGUUAAAGCGUUCGCUCGUCACGCCGAAGAUCCGGGUUCGAUUCCCCACAUGGGUACAAUGUGUGAAGCCCAUUUCUGGUGUCCCCCGCCGUGAUAUUGCUGGAAUAUUGGUAAAAGCGGCGUAAAACCAUACUCACUCACUCAUUCAUUACUGUACUCUCCAAGGUUACAUUAAUUGUUACUCACUCACUCACUAGUGUAGAUAAAAAAAUUUGUAAAAACUAAUCAAUCGAUACUCCAAACAAGACACCAAAAUACGAGAGAGUUCGGAAAUUACUACUUUAUAACUAAAGCGAUAGCUUACUCUAACUGUAACUACAAUAAGUUUGUGAAGUUUUGGUCCAGUUGCCACAAACUAUUUUUGUAACCAUAUCAACUCAAAUACUGAAUUAUCUGAGUUCAUAUGCCCCCAUGAUGUAUGAUUCUGUUGUUGUUUUAAGAAUCGCUGUAUGAACAUUAAUAUGUAUGAAAUGCUGUACGACAAAAAAAGUGGAAUAAUAAAAAAAAAGGACACCAAAAUACAGAAUGUGUAACUUCUCAAGCUUUUAAUUUGUUUAUAUGUAUAUGAAAAAACAUUUUUUUUAUUAAUUUAAAGUUGCUUUCCUAUUCAAGGGUACUAAGAUAUUAUCUUUAACAUUUUGAUAGGUCAAACCGUUUUAUUGCUUUCCAGAUUAUUUUUGACCAGGUUUAUUUAUUUCAAAGUGGUUUCUAUUUUUAAACACAGUUCUUUAUGAAAAGCACCGGUACACGGAGAUUGAAACUUUAGUCGUGCAGGAUAUGCCUUGUUCCUAGCACAAUGACGUGACCUAAUCAAGUACACACAAGCUUAUACAACAAAUCUUUGAAAAUCAAUACAUAUUUUACCAAGUCUCCUUCGAAACAAUUUAUUUCAUACACAAUUACACAGCCACAGAUUACAUUUUACAAACUGGUGCAGGAAUGAGUGAUGGUUAAAAAGACAUAAUCAAAUUGAACAACAGUUUCAUUUACAUAAAAAAAAAAAACUUGGUAUACUUUCUUUAGCCCCUCAGUUUAGUAGAAUUAUCAUAUACACCGAAAUAAAUUUAAUAUAUAUUUUAU
This is a messenger RNA of Haliotis rufescens (red abalone), 3493 nucleotides long. RefSeq names its product alpha-aminoadipic semialdehyde synthase, mitochondrial-like. Gene Ontology annotation, molecular function: saccharopine dehydrogenase activity. The coding region runs from base 202 to 1548 and encodes 448 amino acids. Gene Ontology annotation, cellular component: cytoplasm. The record is from RefSeq and is a predicted model, not a curated record. The transcript has 13 exons. NCBI's taxonomy places the organism in Eukaryota, Metazoa, Mollusca, Gastropoda, Lepetellida, Haliotidae.